Molecule: messenger RNA, 1375 nt
Organism: Ictidomys tridecemlineatus (thirteen-lined ground squirrel)
Lineage: Eukaryota; Metazoa; Chordata; Mammalia; Rodentia; Sciuridae
Gene: Cdca4
Product: cell division cycle associated 4
Cellular component (GO): nucleus
Molecular function (GO): transcription regulator activity
Source: RefSeq, a predicted model, not a curated record
CCUCUGGCCUCUUCCUGCCCGGUUUCCCUCCCGAGGGCGCGUGGGAGCGCUGUGCCUGCCCGGAGUCCUGCUGGCGGAGCAGCCGCGCCGGGGACCCUUCCUCCCCCGGGUGCAGGGCAGGCGUUCUUUGCCUUUGUUUCCUGUGUUAUCUAGCGCCCAGGGGGCGUCCCUCCGCCUGCUGCAGUGGACUGUCCUCCCUCUGAGCUGGUCGUGGGCUGCCCUGGACAGUCCUGCUUGUUCUUUUAGGUGGGACCCGAAAAAGCACCAGAGACAAUUUCAAAAGCUUCUCUCCCUAACGUAGGGUCACCAAGGAAAAGGCUUUUCUGAGCACUUUCCGGAGAUGCACUGAUCCAGACAGCCUCAGUGUUUUUUCCCCUGCUGGCCUUUGUGUCUGGCUUCUCAGUGCAUAGGACUCAGGGCACAAUGUUUGCACGAGGACUGAAGAGAAAAUGUGUUGACCAGGAGGAAGAUGGGGAGGGUGCCUUGGCUGGCUUUGGCACUAUUCCUGCCUAUAGCCUACAGCGACAGUCGCUCCUGGACAUGUCCCUGGUCAAGCUCCAACUCUGCCACAUGCUGGUAGAGCCCAACCUCUGCCGCUCAGUCCUCAUUGCCAACACAGUCCGACAGAUCCAGGAGGAGAUGAGCCGGGAUGGUGCGUGGCGAGGGGCAGCACCCCAGAGUGCAGAACGGGUGCCGCUCGACCGCCUUGUGUCCACGGAGAUCCUGUGUCGCACAGCAAGAGGGCCAGAGGCAGGGUGCCCUGCUCCUGACCUGGGAGAUGACCCCUUGCAAGGUCCAGUUUCUGAACUUUCCACAGUCAGCUCAGCACAGGUGCCAAGGAACACUCAGAGUAGCCUUUGGGAUACAGGCAACCCUCGAGAAAACAGAGGAAGCUUUCAGAAGUCUCUAGAUCAGAUAUUUGAGACCCGGGAGAACAAAAGUCCCAGCGCUGUGGAGGAGUUGUUCUCAGACGUGGACAAUUCCUACUAUGACCUGGACACUGUGCUGACAGGAAUGAUGGGUGGCACUAAGCCAGGCCUCUGUGAUGGGCUCGAGGGCUUUGCCUCGGCAGCCUCACCUCCCGGCUCCAGCUGCAAGUCCGACCUGGCCGAACUGGACCAUGUGGUGGAGAUCCUAGUGGAAACCUGAGGCCCCCGGUGGGCCACGGAGAAGGCCACAUGCCCCAGAGAGCUUACCUGAUAUACUGUGGCCCAUGUAGAAACGCAGGGCACCAGUCCUGUGCAGAGUUCUCACCACUGCAGCCUGCGUCCUGGCCCUGUGGGGCAGUCUGUUGAUUCUGAGAGUGUCCUGGGACAGACUCAAUGGCUCCGGCUCUGGCAGCAGAGGCCGGGGCUGGGAGCUGGAGCUUUCUGAA